CCCUCUCACCGACCUGCUUCCGCUCCUGCUCCCGUUUGUGUUCAGGCCACUCCAGUUCCUCCCCAGGAGUCCUGGACCCAGUCGACAUUAGGGUUACCACUCACAGCCUUGGAAUACGUGGAAUUCUUUAAACAUCAGGUGCCAGAGAACCGAACACAGAAAGCUUGUGGGGUACGAAUGAAGUAUGGCUGUGAGAACCAGAUGAUUCAGGAACUUGAUAAUCUUGAAAAUAAUAAUUUGAUCCCAACAGGACCAAUCUGUACCACAGUGAAGAAUCAACCCAUCUUUCCAAACUUCUGUUCCUUUGCAAAGUACAGGUGUAAGAACAGAGUUUACUUUGACAUGCGGGUGCCUUGUCCAGAUGAUCCCAUUGAGCUUUUCAAGUCUGUCCCCAGAGUUUCAGAUGCACUCACUAGCCAAACCGAUGAUCUUAUCUUGUCUACUAAAUCUAUCGGAACUUCUGAAGAUGAAACAAAUGACCCCAACUGGUCUGAAAGUAUGGAGUUUACAGCAACAGAACAAAAUUUCCCAGAGCCUGAAGAUGUUGUUACUCCUCCAUUAAGCGCAAGUGGCUUGAAUAAUCAGAUGUUUGACUCUGAGAGUAGCAAAUCUGAAAGCUAUAAUCCUUACUCCUCUGAUGAGACAAAUGUGGCUGAAGGUGAAACAAAUGUGGCUGAAAGUGAAACAAAUGUGGCUGAAAGUGAAACAAAUGUGGCUGCAGAUGAGAAAAAUGUGGCUGCAGAGGAGACAAGUGUGGCUGUAGAUGAGACAAAUAUGGAUGCGUCCAGUGAGCUGGAGAGGCCGUCUUUAGAAUUUGGUGGGCACCCUCGGCAGCAGUUGGGCAGGCUGCUUGUGCCAGCUCAAAACCCAAGUAACCCUGAUUAUAAUCUCCUGAAGAAUCAUAAUAUACAACCACAAAAUAACCUACAGGGAUCACUUCCACUGCAUUUAUUAACAGAUGAGGCUGCAGAAGCAGAGGCAGCAGCAGCUGGAAAUGCAUUGUCAAUACAAGAGGAUGAUAAGGCCACUGAUCCAACCAGAUAUACAUCCCUGAUUCAGCCUGCUCAUAAUCCACAUAUUCCAAACCCUAUGAAGGGGGAUUUUGCAGAUCUCCUUAAAAGGAUAAAUCAACCUGGAGUUGGCACACUGCAUGACAAGAUAACAAAGGCAGUGAAUGAAGGAAACAUGGAUGAUGUUAAGAAGCUUUCAAAACAGUUGUACCAGGUGCUCAUGAAAACCAAUGGUGCACAUUAAUGUAAUUUGCCAAUGGAGGCAGGAGAGCCAGCAAACCACUUGAGAAGUUAUCCAGUAUGGUCUUCUUCUCUUCUUUGGCCAAUGAAUCGGACAACGCUGAUCUUUAGGACCAGACUAUUAGAACUUACCUGGAUUCAGCAAAGAAGAGUAAACAGGAGAAAAGAGGAGACUGACGUAAAAACAGUAAAGGUGCAGGUAAUAUGGAUCUAGAGUUAAUAAGAUGCCAGAAUUCAUCCCAAGGUCCAAGCGCAGAUGUGAUGUUGACUGAGCUGCCCAACCUGCCAAGGCCUCCUCCAUAUAAAUAUUUGAAUGACCAUAAAGUUUUGAGGUAUAUUAAAAAGUUUAUAAUCUUGAAAAUUGAAUCGAGGAACACUGGAAUGUGAAAACUGAUGAGUAAUUCACAUCAUCUGCACCAUGGCUUUUGUCUCACAGAUCUGGAGUGUAACUGUCAAGACAGGAUUCACCUCUGGAUGGGAGGUGCACAUCCUCAACGUCACACAGGGAAGUGUCUGCCAAGUAACCUGCGAAAAACAAGAACACGGUGGGCAGCCGAGUGGAGAAUGUGCUACACCAGCUGAUCAUCAGGGAAAUGGAACCAAUAAUCAGGAGACAAACCCAACUCCUUAUCUACUGUAUCUGUCGGAGUAAAAACGGCUUAUCUUAUUUAUCUGGUGCCAUUGAGUCAUAUUUAGUUUGAUAAGAAUAUAAGAAAUGUGGAGUAGCAGACUAAACACUAUUAGUUUAAAGGUGAAAUCAAAAAUACUGUAAGCUUAGAAAAACAAUCACAUUAAUUUGAUUGGCACUAGUUUUGUUUAUUCCUAUAGCUUUGAUAUUUCAAAUACACCAGUUGUGCAUGAUAAACACUUAGUGCUGCCUCCUGGAGCCCUUGAUUUCAAUACAUAAAAUGGCUGGUUGUUAAGCUUAUAUUAAUUAUACACAUUUUUACCUUAGAAACAUGAAAAAUAAAUAUAUUUACUACA
Molecule: messenger RNA, 2234 nt
Organism: Polypterus senegalus (gray bichir)
Lineage: Eukaryota; Metazoa; Chordata; Cladistia; Polypteriformes; Polypteridae
Product: acrosin-binding protein-like
Exons: 6
Coding region: 178-1254 (358 amino acids)
Cellular component (GO): nucleus; acrosomal vesicle
Source: RefSeq, a predicted model, not a curated record